Molecule: messenger RNA, 1398 nt
Organism: Darwinula stevensoni
Lineage: Eukaryota; Metazoa; Arthropoda; Ostracoda; Podocopida; Darwinulidae
Source: the annotation of a GenBank genome assembly
AUGGACUUGACCAGCAAUGGAGGAAUUUACCUGCCAGAACAAGUUCCUACCCUCAGUCACUCCAGGCUGAAGGCUCUCAGUACGCUUCCCUAUGGGGAACUGUGCUACCAGUUACUCUCUGAGUUCAUUCCGAAAGAGUCUUUGAAUCAGUCCGGUAGGUCUGCAUUCUGCGCAGAUUUACUGCAUUGCGUCUUUGGUAUUCAGUUCAUCUUAAACCUAUUCUCUUCUUUUCUUCUUAUAGACUUCUCAGCAAGCAUUUUUGAAGAAUUUGAUGAUCCGAAGGAAGUGAUUCACGUUACCAAGCUUAAAGGAGGCCUCAAUAUAGCAGAGCUCUAUUUGGGACCAACUCUUGCCUUCAAGGACCUUGCAUUGUCUGUGGUGGGAAGUCUUGUUGACAGCCUCUUGAAGAAGAAAAAGAAGAAGGCGAUCGUGCUUGUAGCGACUAGUGGUGACACAGGGAGCGCAGCCAUCCACAGUGUCAAGAAGAUGGCGAAUGCGGACAUCAUUGUGCUCUACCCGAAAGGGCGUUGCACUCACGUCCAGGAACUACAGAUGACUACAGUUCAAAGCCCCAAUGUUCACGUAUUUGCUGCGGAGGGGACUUCUGAUGAUCUGGAUGAAGUCAUGCUGGCAGUCACAUCGGAUUCCGCCUUUGCUGAAGCACACGGGCUGCUAAUCUUCAACAGCAUUAAUGUUGGUCGCAUCUUAUGCCAGAUCCCCAUGUACUUUUGUGCCUACUACCAUCUUUGUGAUGUUGAGACCAUGGAGCCGCUGGAAGUCGUCGUUCCGACAGGAGCCUGUGGCAGCAUCACAGCGGGAACAAUUGCAGCUAAAAUGGGACUCCCAAUUAAAAUUGUGGCAUGCACCAACAAGAAUGAUGUUGUGACUCGUUGCAUCCAGAAUGCUGAGUUCUCUCAGGAGUCGCAAGUUCAUCAUACAUAUGCUUCAGCAAUGGAUAUACAAUGUCCAUACAACAUGGAAAGAAUCUUGCAUCUGUUCUGUGAUGGAGAUGGAGGUUUGGUACAAGACGUGAUGGGAGCCUUUGAGUCGCAAGGAAAAACUGUCAUUCCCCCUCAUGUACAUGCCUCUUUGAAGGAUGUCAUUCCUGAAUCCUAUUCUGCCAGUGAUAAGGAGAUCCUGAAAACUAUGAAGAGAUGCUGGGAUGAGAAUUCAUAUGCCAUAUGCCCUCAUACAGCCACUGGUGUUUCCUUUCACUAUACGCAUAGGCACAGGAAACAUGUCAAGAAGACAUUCUACACGACCAUGAUGAUGACCAGCAAUGCUGAGAAUGAUGACCCUUCAAAGGCAUUGCCAGAACGUUUCAAGGUGAGGAUGCCUAGGAAAGAUGCCAGAGCAAGUAAUUCCGAUUCUGGACCUAUACAAUCUCCUCUUCCUUGA